AUGUCCAACACCAUCGUCCCUCAUCCCCAGCUGACCAUCCCCGCUCAACCUGGGCUCCAGCAUCAACGAUACCAAUUGAUUACCUGGAAGAUCGAGGGAUACAACGGGGGACAGGACCCUGGCGAAGAAUCACAACAGCCGCUCUGGACCGUCAUGGUACUGUCAUCGCUCCCGCCUUCCCCCCCUCUCAGAGAGCAAGGCGAUGCCCUCACCAUUCUUGAGACGCGAGAGCCGUCGGACGCACAGAUCAACGACCUCUCUAGAAGUUUGGAUCACGAUAUGCUCGACCCGCCGAGCGACAGGGGCCCGGAGCGCGGUGUGGUUCCCUCUAGCGGGCGUCCCACCACAUCGCAUCGCAAGCGUACAAGCCGUCGCAGAGACGCUCCGUCAGCCCAACUGAAUACUCAGGGAUCUAGCUCGUCCGCAUCCCCCGAUCCGGUUAUGCAGGAGCUACGUCGCUCUGUUCGGACAACGCUUUUCCAUGCAGAUAUCCAGAACCGAUUCCAUAGGAAGUCAGAAACAAUCGAGAGCAGGCAACGACAUGCGGUACAAGCAAGCGGACACAUUAUCAGGACGACAGGGCAGGCUUCAGGCGAGGUGAACGCGGUGGCGAAUCGCUCUCGGCAAUCUGCAUCGCAUGCAAUGCCGACCUCUGGCCCGGGAACGGAUGACGUUGGACAGGAUAAUAUACGCCAGACGCCCUGUCUCGACAUGCCGGAUCUCAAUGAACCUCGUGUCGAAGACUCGGAGAACGUAGGGCGGAUGCCACGCGACAGGCUCCCUCCCAUUCAACUGGGCCCUGCGGAUCGCGCAGUAUCGUUGCCCUUCGGGUUUCCAGCGGAUCUAGUGGCCGACUCAGACAUGGCUGAGGGUAGAAUGUCGUGCAGCUGUAGCCGCGUCGGUUUUACUUCAGAGGGAAACCCGGAGCCUGUGCAGGUUGAAGCGUCCUGCUCACAUGUAACCAAAAUGAUACCAUAUAUUUUUCCUUAG
Messenger RNA from Postia placenta MAD-698-R-SB12, 990 nucleotides. RefSeq lists its product as hypothetical. Lineage: Eukaryota; Fungi; Basidiomycota; Agaricomycetes; Polyporales; Adustoporiaceae. The record is from RefSeq and is a predicted model, not a curated record. The coding region runs from base 1 to 990 and encodes 329 amino acids. The transcript has 8 exons.